Messenger RNA from Alternaria atra, 2313 nucleotides. RefSeq lists its product as uncharacterized. Gene Ontology annotation, molecular function: zinc ion binding; DNA-binding transcription factor activity, RNA polymerase II-specific. The record is from RefSeq and is a predicted model, not a curated record. The transcript has a single exon. Lineage: Eukaryota; Fungi; Ascomycota; Dothideomycetes; Pleosporales; Pleosporaceae. The coding region runs from base 1 to 2313 and encodes 770 amino acids. Gene Ontology annotation, biological process: regulation of DNA-templated transcription.
AUGUCUCAAUUCUCGUACAUUAGCUCCCCAAACGAAAGCUGGCAGGACCUCGUUGACUGGGACGAUGAAUUGUACGACCCUUUCUUUCAAGGCGAGACCAGCUAUACUGGAGCUCAGGGAGGCAGCUACGUCGCAGAUCACCAGCUAUCGGAAAGCUACACGUCUGAGCCUACAUACCUGGUAUCAGCACCUCCUUCGGUUGCUGAUGGACCACCAUCACUCGAGUAUACCGUCUCCGCCCCACCAUCAAUCCUAGACGGGCAGUCCUCAUAUGGACAAGUGAAUGUUACCUCGCUGUCCUUUGACACCAUAUCCACUUCUCCGCUAGCUGUCCAAGCAGAUAGUCAGUACUUUGGAUCGUUCGGCGCGUGUGACAAUAGCCUCCUAUCGCCACUAGGUACUAUCAGCGAUUCUCCUAUCCUGGAUACACGGUAUGAGCGCAUUCCGGAAACCUUCACCUCGGGUUCUCUCGAGAGCACGACCGAAACCGUCUUCAACCCCCAUGUCACGGACUCUUCCCACUCCUUCAGUGGUUUGGACGUUAGAGCCUCUCGUUUGUUCUCGAAUCUGGGUACAUGGGCGGAGCAGCCACGAAUCAUCGAACCCAUUGCAGAAGAUGACAGUGGCAGAGCAGAAGUCGAGCCGAUCGCCAUCCCUCAUACCUUCUCGCAGAGCUAUAACCCGGCGCUGCCGUCCUAUCGGCGAUCAGAUGGCGAGUAUGAUCUACACAGCCGCAGCAGAGCCAUCGCCAUUCCUGAUGCCACUUAUGGACCCACCAGCUACAACAAUCGACCUACAGUCUCUACAUCAGCACGAAGAGCUCCUCCUAUACUCUCAGUAUCACCAGUGGCUUCACGUUACCCUCGCAGUGCUACGUUGUCUAGAAGCGCUUCGCUUUCUCGACGCAAAACUUCUACUCCGUCCCCCUCGCCUGACUCCUAUGGGUGGGUAUCCUAUCACCCGAACCCGUUGACGCACCGGCUAGCACCUACGAGUACCGAGGGUAUGACAGGACGGGCGCCCAAAGGACGAAAGAGAGCCUUGACUGCUGAGCAGCGCCGCCAUGCAGCGUUGAUGCGGAUUGUUGGCGCUUGCUCGAAUUGCCAGCGACGGAAGGAAAAGUGCGACCCUGGCACUCCGUGCAGGGCCUGUCUUGAACACUACAAAGGGGACUUAGUCAACCAUCCUUGUCGUGACCACACUCUUGUUGACCUUUCUGCGGCAUUCCUCGCCGACAGCCUAGGUUGGCAUCCAACCACUCGACCCUGGGAGUCGUUCGUCCCGGCAGGUAAUUUCGAAGUCUCCAAAGACGUUACCUACACAGUCCCAUUGAAUUUCGGCUUUGGUCCGACAUUUCCUGUCUCAGUACAUGCUGUACAGCUCAACGACAACGCUCCCCUGGUACACGAACACAUCAUCUACUCGUGGCCACCCCAGUCUUACACCGGUCCUCCACACAGGCACGCCGUUCUCCCAGCUGUGCUAACAGCUGACGCACAGUACCAUCUACUGCAUACCUUGGAUUCUCAUUUAUCACUACUUGUAGCGCAUCACUUCCGCGCUUUCCCGCUCUACUGUUCGCCACUUAGAAUUCUCCGCGAUAUCUACGUCUUCUCACGAUCCCUUCCAACAAGCUCCUCUCACCACCGCAUACUCCAUCAAGCGCUCAAGCUUCUUGUACUAGUCCACAUUGGCGGCGACAUAACGCUGCCAUCACGCUCGGAAAGCCCCAUGUUGGAGCAAACCAUCCGAAGUACGAUGGAUAUACCCGAGGACCUCACUCCUACACCUUGCUUUAUCCGCUCGCAGUUCGGUGCGAUCAUGCCCGGUCUUGCUCUCAGCUUAAUGAAAGACGUGCUCGCAUCAUUGGAGCAACUUCUUCUGAACAAGGACUGCGACGACUGGCCCAUCGCUCUGGCUGUUCUUACUACAGUCUUGAUGACAGUAGAGUCUAUACACUACCAUGCCGCGAAGCUGCCGUACCACAACCUUUAUGACGCCACACGCUCAUCUACCACCGUCGAAAACAUAGAAAUCGAUGAUCAUGGUGUCAAAUCACUUCUCGAACUCUAUAGCGCGUGCUUCUCCGGUUGCCACGCUAGACUUAGACCAGACUGGGAGGGCGAGUCUAUGCAGUCUCACAAGACGGGCACACCCGAAGAUGCGUUCAUCCAGAGCUUGCGGGAGGCGAUUAGAAAGGCGGAUACAUCUGACUACCUGGUCAAGAAAGCCAAAGAGAAGAGACAUGAUGAUGAUAUGGGUUACUUCUUCGACCGACUCGUCGCGCGCCUCUUUACCAUGAGACCUCAAUAG